Molecule: messenger RNA, 822 nt
Organism: Oppiella nova
Lineage: Eukaryota; Metazoa; Arthropoda; Arachnida; Sarcoptiformes; Oppiidae
Source: the annotation of a GenBank genome assembly
AUGACUACGCUGAAGGCCUACUGUCGCAAGUUUUCGCCCAACAUUUUCGUGCAAACGAAAUGCCAGAACUGCUUUCGGACCCGAGAAGUGCAUUCAGCCGAUGCCCUCGAGAAGAGUAAGACAAUUGAAUGGAUAAAUAAAUUGGACUCAAAUGAGAGGAUAGAUAAGAACCGUCGAAACGCGGCCUUAAGUGACGUAAAGAAGUUGAAGGCGUCGAUCGUGGAGUUGCAGGGCAUCAGCGAACAGGCCUCCCAACUGACCCACGAGUUGGUCUGCUGUCGGCAAGAGUUGAUCCAAUUGAGGAAAACCAUCAAAAACAAAGAGGACGACCACAACAAGACCAAGACGUACGACACGAACAUCGAGAAGAUUAAAAUCAUAUCUAUUAACGAGAAUCUCAAUAAUCACUGUCUGAAUAACGGGUUGAAUGGAUUGAACGAUAAGCAGAAGCUAAUUGUGAACAAUAAUAACUGUCACGACGUGAGCGGCAAACAGAUCCCAUCCAACAAUCAGAUCGUUAAGCAAAACAAAGAUUUGGAGACAAUUAGGAAAUUGAAUUGCGAGCUGAAGGAAGCGCAGAGCAAUUAUGACUUCUUGGAGAUCGCGUACGAGAGGCUCACGAAGAAGAUCAUCGAAAUGGAGAGAACGCACGAAUCGGACCUGAAUCUCAUGAAAGACAGAAUCAAUGACUUGACACAAAAGCUGCUCACAUCUGAACAACUGCUAAGACUCGCCAAACAAAAGAUCUCGAAAUACGAGUCGAGACACGAGCGCAGGAGGAGCUCACUGAAGGGAAAAGUGGCCGUUUGUGCCGACAUUUGA